AUGGAAAAAAAUUUCUCAGAGAAAUAUGUAAGCUUUCAAAAUAAUCCGAAGCAGUUGAAUGCUUCUCAAAAAAUAUUUGAAUGGAUUUUUAAUUAUCCUCUUUUUAAUGAAAUUCGGAAUACUAACUUGUCUAAUCAAUUGGGAGGUCUAGAAGUAAAGAGACAUAUUCAUCAUAAAGAAUUACAAACAACAGUGAAGAAAAAAAAUUCUAAAAAUAGUAUCACCAGUUUUAAUUUAAGAGAGUAUAAUGAACUUACAACUAAUCUAAUUAAAAAUGAAAUAACAACAAAAGAUUAUAGUUUAAUAAAUAAUAAUAAGUUUUAUAUAAAUAUCAUAAAAAAAAGUGAAAAAAUAUAUAACGGCUAUUAUGAAAAGUUAAAGAAUGAAAAAAAAAAUAAAUUAAUUUUUGAAAAAGCUAAAGAAAAAUAUUUAAGAAAAAAAAAAGGCGUGAGAGAAGAUUCUCGUUUACAUAUUAUUUUAGAGAAAAAUAUAAAUAAAGAAGAAAGCUUGCUGCUAAAAGAAAAAUUUAAUCCCUUUUUUAAUUUUUUUGGAAAUGAAAACAAAAAUAUUUAUCAUAGUAGUAUAAAUUUUUCUUUAAAAACAAAUAUACAAUUAAACAAAUAUUUUUAUAAAGUAAUUUUAAAUCAGCUUAACUAUUACAAUAUUAAAAAAGAUAUAUAUAUAAACAUUUUAAAUAUUGUAAAUGAAAUAUCAAAAUAUUAUUAUAGCUAUGAUUACGAUAUUUUAAAUAAUAUAAAGAUAAAAUACUUCCCUUAUAAAAAAAUAGGAAAUAGUUUUUAUAUAAAUGGUUUAGUAUUUAGUAAUUGUUCUAUAUAUUUCAAUAAUGUAGAAAUUGAAAACCCCAAGAUAUUAUUGUUAGAUACAAAAAAAAAAAUAAAAUAUGAAAAAUUAGAGAAUUAUUAUAGUUAUAAUUAUAAUUAUUACUUGUGGAAAAACUUGUCUAACAGGUUUUUGAAUAUAAUUUUAAUUCAUGGGGAGCUAGAUUUUUAUAUUAAAAAAUUAUUAAUUAAUAAGAAAAUAUAUUUUUUCACUAGUAUAAAAAAAAAAAAUAUGUAUCGUUUAUCAAAUAUUUUACGUGUACAAAUUUUAAAUUAUGAAAAUUUUCUAAAUUUUGAUAAUAGUUAUGUAGCAAAAGCGAAUUAUUUCAAAAUCCAAAAAUACAAAAAAAAUGUAAAAAAUAUUUUUCUUUCUUGUAGUAAUAAAUUUUUAACCAUAUGUAUUUUCGGAAAAAAAGAAAUUAGUGAAAAUGUAUUAGUAAAUGAAAAUGAGAAUUCUGAUUGUUCAAAUAUUCAAGAGAGUAAUAUAAAGAAUAGAACAAAAAAUACUACGAUUUUUGAUGACUAUUUUAAAAGGGAAGUUGAAAAGGAAAACAUUUUAGAUAACUUUAUAAAUGUAUAUUAUAUAAAUAAAAAUGAUGAUUAUGUUAUAGAUUAUUUUUUUUUAAAUAAAGAAAAAAAAAUAAGCUUUUCAGGUAAAGAGAAAAGAGAAAAUAAAAAAAAUUUACUAAUAAAUCAUCUUAAAAAUGUAAUUAUAAUUAAAAAAAUUAAAAAAAUACUAAAAUUUGUUAUAUUUUUAAGUUUUUAUGUUUAUAAACAGAUAUAUUUGAAUAAUUAUAUGGAUAGAACGCUUAUAUCAUUAUCUAAUGAAAAUAUAAAUACAAUUAGAAUGUAUGAUAAAAAUUACAAUAAUUUGAAUUUCUUAAUUUUAUAUUCUUCAUUUUUUUUUAUUUAUCCAACAAAAAAAAAAAUAACCCCAAUAAAUUUAAUGUCAAAUCUAUUUCAUUUAUUAAACAUUAAAAGCCCCUUGAAGCAUGAAAGAAUAAAUAUUUUAUAUAAAUUAGUAAAUACAAAGAAAAUUAUUAAGGAACAGAUAUAUAAUAAUUAUGAAUAUUGCUUUUUUUCUUCAGAAAAAAAUAAAGUAAUAGAUAUUGUAAAUUUUUUCCUUUUUAAUAACUUUAUGAAAAAUUAUGAAAGUAACUGUGAAUAUAUUUUUUAUUAUUUAAAAAUUAUAAAUAAUACUUAUUUAUAUUAUAACCAUAAAAAUAUUAUUAUGGAUGAUUCAAUUAUUUUAAAUAGAUCAAAUCUUUUAAGUGAUAUGAUUCCUAUUGAUCAAAUAACAGUUAAAAAUAAAAUUAAUGAAAAAGUAGAAAACAUAAUUGCAGAAAAUAUUUUAUUUUAUUCUUAUGACUUUUUGUCUUCUAAAAAUAUAGAAAUGAUUAUUUAUUUUAUUUGCCCGAAUUAUAUAUUUAUAAAUAAUUUAUAUAAUAAUAUAAACAUAUAUUUGUUUGAUAAUCAAAGUAAUAAUAGUAAAAAAUUGUUUUACAAUUUUUUUUUCAAUUAUAAAUAUAUUUAUGAUAUAUCCAUCCAACAGUUUAUUUAUAUUAUGCAUUCUUUAAGCUUCAAAUUAAAAUGCCCAUUUGAUCUAUGUAGAAAUUAUCUAUGCUAUCAUCAGAUAUGUAUUCAAAUUUUUUUAAAAAAAGUAUUAAUUAUAAUUAAAAAAGAAAAAAAUGAUAACUUAGAAGACAACAUAGUUUUAAAUAUUAUUUGUAACAAAUGUUAUUGUGUAAAUGAAAAAAAUAUAAAUUUGAAUUUUUCUUUUAGUGAGUUCUUAUUGUGUAUCAUACAUUCAGAUAACUAUAUAAAUAGAUACUGUAAUCACAAUGGUAAAUAUAAUAGCUAUGCAUUAUAUUUUAAAAAUGUAAAAAUAAUUUUUCAAGUACAUGAUAAUAAUAUUUACAAGAGUAUUAAUCCAUUUAAGACAAUACGUAUGAAUAAAUCUAGCAAUGAAGAGAUGAACAAUAAUGAUGCUCAUAAUAAUGAAAUGCCUUUAAAUUACAUAAAUAAAAAUAAAUCAGAAAAAAAACUGAAAAAUUAUAUUAAAAAAAAUAUAAAAAAUAUCAUACAUAAUAAUGUUUUUUACUAUUAUCCAUGCAAAUGUCUGACCAAAAGAUAUAAUUUAAAAAAAAAAAAGAAAAAAGAAAAAAGUUGUACAAGUUUUAAUCUAUAUAGUAUUAUAGAAAAUUUUCCAAAAUACAACAACUCAAUGCUACCUAUGUAUUCAUCAUUAAAAUUUUUAAUUUAUAAUUACGCGGUAAAAUAUUAUAGAUCAAAAAAUAAACAUUUAUAUAUGAAAACAAAUGAAAAAAUUAAAAAAGAGAAUUUUCAUAACCCUUGUUCACCAUUAUAUUUUAAAAAUCAAUGUAAAAAAUGUAAAUAUAUAAAAAUUUCUAAUUUUUCUACCUUAGUUUUUUUUAAUUCUCUAUUUGUUAUUAAAAGAAUAUUUUAUAAUUUCUAUUCUCUAAUUAGUUUUCUUAUUGAUUUAUUAAAUAAAAAUAUUUUUAUAAAAAUAAAUGAGAUAAGGUAUAUAUUAAAUAACAGAACAAGCUGCUUUAUUGAUGAUAAUUUUUUAUCAACAAAAGGAGAUUUAAAAAAAAAAAAUAAUAAUCAAGAUAGCAUUGGUGAUAUAAUGAAUAAUGAAUUUAUUGGAAAUAAAGAAGUUUCCAUAAGUAAAACUUUAAGAUCAAAAUCUGAUAAACUGAGUAAAUAUAUAAAUGAUGUUGAUACACAAAAUUUUAUGAAUAAAAAUGAUGAAGAAAUAAAUAAUAAUACUAUUGAAAUAAACAAUAAGUACAUAGAAAUAAAAUCAAGAGAAAUAACUAAUUCAGAUACUAAUUUAAUUACUUCUGAAUCUUAUAGUAAUAUUAUAGAUUUAGAAGAUUAUAGCAAAAAAAAAAAAAAUUUAAUAAAAGAAUAUUUAUUAUUUAAAAAAUUGAAAAACGUAAUUAGGCAUUAUAAAAAAUACUUAAUUAAAGUAUUAAUUAAUUUUUAUUUUUAUGGCAUUGUAAAUUUAACAAAAAAAAAAUUUUCAUUGGAAAUAGAAAUUUUCUUCUCUUAUUAUAUAAUGAUAUUAGAAAAAAUAAAUAUAGAAAUUCAAAAAAAUAUUGAAUAUAUAGAAGAACUAAGAAGUAAAGAAAAACUGGAAUACCUGCAUUUUACAAAAAAUAUAAAUAAAAAACUGAAAUCUUUUAUUUUUGAUUUUAAUAAAAAAGAAAAGAGAAAAAAAAAAGGAAACAAGAAAAAAAAAUAUAUAUAUAAAUUAGUAAGUAUAAACGAAGAAAAUUAUUCCCAUUUAAAUCCCCCAUAUAAUACAAAUUCUAAUAAAAUAAAAAAAGAGAAAAACAAUUUUCAUUAUUUUUCUUGCAAAAAUGACAUAGCCAAGUUAUAUAUAAAAGAAAAAAACUAUAUAUAUAAUAUAGAAAAUUAUAGAAGAAAAAAAAAUAUAUAUUUUGCUAACAAGGAGGAUUAUGAAAACGAAAACAAAAAACCCUUUUAUUUACAUAUAUCAAAGAUAGUAAAGGAAGAAAAAAAAAAUUUUAACAACAAAAAAACAAAAGGAAAAAAAAAAAGAUGUAUAUUUAUAUUUAAACCAAAUGACACAUCAAAUAUAAUAUUCCACUCUCUAAUAUCAAACAAUUACAAAAAGAAAUUAAAAGAAAUUUAUGAAAAAGAAAAGAAAGUAAUAUUUGAAGAAGAUAACAUAUCAAACAACUGUAAAAAGAUAACUACAAAAAAAAAUAUGCUUAGUAAUAAAAAAAAGAAAUAUCCAUAUAAGGUACAUUAUAAUGAUAUUGAAAAAUAUUUAAACAAAAGUAUACAAAAAUUACACAAUAAUUUUUAUGAUGAUAAUGUGAAGGAUUUUUUAAAUUGUAAAAAUAAUGAUAUGAUCACAAUUUUUCUAAGUAAUAAUAUUUGUGUUUAUAUUUAUUUUCCUAUACAAUUUCAUUAUUUAAGAAAAUUCUUAUGUGAAAAAGAAAUAUACUUUUUGAAAUCUCUAAAAAAAAGUAAUUACAUAAAUUUUGACUACAAGAAAAAGAAUUUCGCAAAAACAUAUGAUAGUAAGUAUAUUAUAAAAGAAAUAAAUAGACACGAAUUUAAAUCAUUUUUUAAUAAAUUUAAAGAGUUCUUUCAACAUUUUUCAGAUAUUUUUUUCAAAUUUAAAAAAUCAUUGUUGUGCUUUAUGUAUGGUUUGUAUCAAAUAGAAAUAAAAAAAAAAAAUAAAAAAACAGUAAAAACUUACAUAAUUUUAGAAAAUGUAAGGAUUAAUAACAAGAAUUCAAAAAUUUUAAUUUUUGAUAUAAAAGGUGCAAGAAAAAAAAAAAACUUACAGAAUUUACUUAUGCAAAACAACAAAAAAUCCUCUUUUUUUGAAAAAAGAGAGAAAAUUCCAUUAAAUACAACUAAAAUAAAAGAGGAGGAAUAUUUAUCAGGUAAUAAAUUAUCUGAUAUAUCUAUGAAUUUAAAAUAUCUUACAAAAUAUUUAAGAAAAGAAAAAAAAAAAAUAAAUAAAUAUAAUCAUGAUAAAACUGAAGAACAUAAAAAUAUCUAUAAUAGAAAUAGUUAUUUAGAUUUUCUUUUAUUAGCUAGAUCAGAUAAAUUAAAGGGAAAAAAAGAAGGGGAAAAAGAAAAAGAAAUGGGAAAAGAAAAUGAAAAAGAAAAUAAAGAUAAAAAGAAAAAUGAAUUACGUAGAACUAAAAUUAAUGAAAAAGGUUCAGAUAUGAAAAAGAAAAAUAGAAACAAUGAAAAAUGUUCAAACAAUAUAAACGAACAUAUGAAUAAAGAAAAAAAAAUGAAUGGUAAUAGUAAUACAAAUCAGGAAAGGAUAAAUAAAUUUUUUAAAAGGCAUAAAAAGAAAAUAUUAAAUGGGUAUUAUUCUGAUAUAAAAUCGCUAAAAAAUUAUACAACAAAUAUAAAAUUAAAAAAAAAUAUUUUCAAUAGUAAAGAAGAGUCUACGUGGAAUAAUUUAAAAAAAAUAGAUAAAGAAGAAAAUGAGAUGAAUAAAAAACGCACACAAAAAAAUGAUAGCUUUUUAAAAGAAAUGGUUCAAAAUAUAAAAAUGUACAUAUUUUUAAACCAUAGAAUAUUAAAAAUCAAGAAAAAAAAAAAAAAUCACAAAAUAAAAUUUAAAAAAAACCUUAAUAAUAAAUGUUUGUAUAACACAAAAUUGUCUUUACAUUUUUUAUCAAAAAAAAAAGAGCAAAUUUUAAAUAAAGAAAAUUUAAAUAAUUAUAAAAUUAAACAUAAGAAUACAAGUGAAGAAACAUAUGAUCUAUUAUAUAAAGAACCAAAUAACAAUAAAAAUUUUGAAAGUUCUAACUCUAUAGAAAAGUAUAAUCAUUUUACAAUAGAUAAUUACAAUACAUUAAGAAAUUAUUAUGUUUUAUUUGAUGAUAACUUUAAAGAUUUUAUUAAAGCAAAGGUGAUUAAUUUAGAAUAUAUUGAUUACAAAUAUUUAAUUGAUUCAUUAAAGAAUGAUACUAAUUUUUUAUCAUCUCAUGAUAUAAUGGAUUAUUCACUACUUAUACACAUAGAUAUUUCUAAUUUUCAAAUUGCAUUUAAAAUUAUUGAUUAUUUACGACCUUAUACUUGGGACAAAUCUGUAGAAAAUUUUAGCAAAAGUGUAUUAUAUUUAACUAAAGGAUAUAGACCUACUAUAAUACAUUCAGAAUAUUAUAAAAAAAGAUUUCUAAGUAAUAUAAAAAAAUAUUUUUUUUAUUAUAUUCCUUUAUACACACUAAAAAAAAAAAAUGUUUUUAAAAUAGCUAGUAGAAAUAAUACUUUUUCUAUUGUUAACUUGAAUGAAAAUCAUCCAUAUAAAAAUUACUUUUUUUACUUCCUUUUUAAUAUAAUAAUAAGAUAUUAUAAUAAUGACAAUGUUUACAACAAAUAUUUUUAUAUAGAUGAGAAACUUAAUGGUGACUCCUGUUUUACAAAAAAUCUCUAUUCUCAAAAAAAUAUUUUUGCUUUUUUAAAUUAUUACUUAAAAGAAUAUGCUACAAAAUAUAUUGAAGAAAAAAAAAAAAAAGAUAAAAAUAAUUUCCAUCUUUAUUUCAGCAACGUAAAUAUAAUGAAUUCAUAUAUUUACGAAACUUAUUCUAAUUAUUUAAAAAAUCAGUUAAUACAGCAUGAUAAAGUAUUGGAUGAUGAUAUAGCUGCAUCAUAUAAUUAUGAAAUUAAAAGUAAAUUUAUCUAUCCAAAUAAAGAAUUUUCAAGUAAAAAUAUUUAUGAAAAUGAGCAUUUUUGUGAUCCUAUAUUUCCCUAUUAUGCAUUAGAAAAAUAUAAAACAUUAAACAGUAAUAAUAAUAAUUUCUCAAUUAUUGAUAAGAAUGAUUUAUAUUAUGUGAAAAAUGUUGGAAUUCCUGAUAAAAUAAAUUAUUUAUUCGAAGCACAAGGAUUAUCGCAAAAUUUUUUCAGUAUACAACAGUCUUUUAAUAAAAAACUCUACAAACAGCUAAAAAAAAAGUUUUAUAAAAAAAUAACAGAGCUUCAAAUAAAAAUUCUAAAAAAAUUACAAAAAAAUAGACUAUAUAUAGAAAAUAUUUCAUACUAUGUCAACAAUAAUGUAUAUAUAGAAAUGAAUGAUAUUAAUAUGCACUAUACAAAUAUUAAUUAUUUAGAUGCUUUUAAUAUUUAUAAUAUAUGUGGAAAAAAACUUAAUAAAGGUAGAAAAAAAAAGGAUAAAAAAAAGGAAGAACUAUUUUUAUACAUUCCUUCUUAUUUUCUUUUUAUUUUAAAUAAAAAAUAA
Molecule: messenger RNA, 7602 nt
Organism: Plasmodium relictum
Lineage: Eukaryota; Apicomplexa; Aconoidasida; Haemosporida; Plasmodiidae
Product: conserved Plasmodium protein, unknown function
Exons: 5
Coding region: 1-7602 (2533 amino acids)
Biological process (GO): phosphatidylinositol phosphate biosynthetic process
Cellular component (GO): endosome membrane
Molecular function (GO): 1-phosphatidylinositol-3-phosphate 5-kinase activity
Source: RefSeq, a predicted model, not a curated record